GGCUGCUGCCGUGGGAAGGAGGCGUCAGAGGAGUGGAUUCAAGGGCUGAGGGAGGAGGCGAUAUAAACAGCUCAACUUUGUCCAAAACUUCCACACAAAGCCCGACUUCGCCUCUGAAAGCAGGACUUAAAACUCUUCUCCUUAAAGGAACUUGAUUCUCGUCAGCCAUGGGUGUGGAAGGGGGAAUGAAAUGUGUCAAAUACCUAGUCUUCUUUUUCAACUUAAUCUUCUGGUUAUGUGGCCUGGCACUGAUCGUUGUGGGAAUCUUGGUGCAAGUGUCUCUGCACAACAGCCUCAUGAUGAAAGAUGCGUCUGCAUCAGGAGGUCCCAUUAUCCUGAUUGCAAUCGGUGUGGUGAUUUUCUUCAUCGCUUUCUUUGGUUGCUGUGGAGCCUGGAAGGAAAACUACUGCAUGGUCACCACGUUUGCGGUUCUUCUGUCGCUGAUCAUCCUCGCUGAGAUCGCAGCUGUGAUCACUGGAUACGUAUUCAGAAACAAACUUUCAGCGAUCGUCCACGACAGCCUCACCGACAUGAUCGACAACUACAACAACAGCACAGAGGAAUUCAGAGACUCAGUGGACAAACUGCAGGAGGAUCUUCACUGUUGUGGUGUGAACAGCUCUGCCGACUGGAGAGACUUCAGCCCUGAUGGAAACUCGGUUCCUGACUCGUGCUGCCUAAAUGUCUCUACAAACUGUGGGAAAGGGGCCAUGACAGAUGCCUCCAAAGUGAACGUGCAGGGCUGUAGCAAGGCUGUGGAGGCUCUGCUGCAGAAGAACAUCAUGUGGGUGAUCGUGGCCGCCCUUGUUAUUGCUUUCCUGCAGAUCAUGGGCAUCGUGUUCGCCUGCUUGUUGAUGAGAGGCAUUCGCAGCGGCUAUGAAGUGAUGUGAUUCAGAGCCGAAUCAGAAGAAGAGUUGGGUGUCAACGUUACGCUUUUUGGGAGCUUAAUUUGAACAUUUGUUAUAAGUUCAUCUUACACUUCACUUGUAAUACAGAGAACAAUAUUUUUCCUUUAGUGAUUUUGGAAUAAAUUCCUAGGUUACUGGUUUCUCUGCUUCAAUGCUGUUAUAUGCGUAGCAAUUUUAAAGUGGUAGGAAGAGUUCGUUUUCAGUGCAAUGUUAGUGAAGGCUCUUGAUCAUGAAGAAAUUUAACACCCCACUUUGCUUGUACCAGUUUGAGACUCCUGAUCAGUGUUGGUGUUAAAUUGUUGUUAUGCUGGUUUCCAAGUUUCCGUUUUUAAUAAAGGUUCUUUAAAACUUGAA
Salarias fasciatus (jewelled blenny) is the source of this 1262-nucleotide messenger RNA. RefSeq names its product CD63 molecule (gene cd63). The transcript has 8 exons. Bases 168 to 890 code for a protein of 240 amino acids. The record is from RefSeq and is a predicted model, not a curated record. Gene Ontology annotation, cellular component: plasma membrane. Gene Ontology annotation, biological process: regulation of vascular endothelial growth factor signaling pathway. NCBI's taxonomy places the organism in Eukaryota, Metazoa, Chordata, Actinopteri, Blenniiformes, Blenniidae.